This is a messenger RNA of Ostertagia ostertagi, 972 nucleotides long. NCBI's taxonomy places the organism in Eukaryota, Metazoa, Nematoda, Chromadorea, Rhabditida, Trichostrongylidae. The record is from the annotation of a GenBank genome assembly.
UCUAAUGAGCCAGAAAUCACAAAGUUCAACCAAGGAUUUUCAUUCCCUCCACAAAUUGAGGAAUGCAAAGCGUACAUUAGGGAAAAAACUGCCCUGUUGAACCACCUCACAAAAAGUAUCAACUCAGCGAAGCAGUUCCAUGACGCUUGCGCCAAAGAAGCCAUCGAGACAAUUAAUGGUCGGCAAGAACACAAGGAACGCGAAAAGCUUAUGUUAGAUCUAAACAAACAUCUGGAGGCUGAGUCGAACAUUCUGGAAAUUUCAGCAAUACAAUGGCUGAACAAAAUAGACUUCAGAAAAGAGGAACUACUUCAACAAACCGCAUUAAUAACCUCAUCCCAGCCCAACCAUUCUGUAACCAACAGCCAUAGCAGCUGUCAAGGAUGGUCUAAUGCAGCAAUGACUCCGCAAGAACGCAACGUUCGGGUCAGGCGUCCAUUGCUGGAAGUUCCUACAUUUGCUGGGAACUACAUGGAGUUCAAUACGUUCUGGUCCGUUUUCGAAUCGCUAAUACACAGCGACGACGAUUUGAGCGACCAAGAGAAAUUCUUAUUUUUGAAGCAGGCUCUGAAGGGAAAAGCGGCCACUUCAAUUAGCAGUGUCCCAGUACUGGGAGAAAAGUAUGCCGUUGCCGUCAACAUACUGAAGAAACAUUAUGACAAGUCUUCAAGCAUCGCAGACAUUUUGAUUAAUGAAAUAGAACGUUUGCCGCGAGCUCAAGGAAAUCCGAGGAGUUGCCGCGAAACCCUCGCUGCAAUUUCUUCUCGCAUCACACACCUGGAGCAAACGGGACUACAAAUGAAUGCAGAUCGAAUGUGGAGACGCCUUAUCCUGUCCAAAUUUACGGAAUCGAUCUGUGGCAAAGUGAUAAGGAAGGAAAACGACACUGGAAACUCUCUCAGCGUAAAUGAAAUCAUGGAAUCCAUCGAUGAGAUAAUCACCUUAAAGGAGACAACUGAACUAACGACAAAG